Molecule: messenger RNA, 3502 nt
Organism: Trichogramma pretiosum
Lineage: Eukaryota; Metazoa; Arthropoda; Insecta; Hymenoptera; Trichogrammatidae
Product: glutaredoxin domain-containing cysteine-rich protein CG12206-like
Exons: 5
Coding region: 1-1647 (548 amino acids)
Biological process (GO): sensory perception of sound
Source: RefSeq, a predicted model, not a curated record
AUGAGUGCGCUGACGGCAACGAGUCCCGGUGCUCAGAGCAUUUCGAUCGGAGGCCCGGUCCGUCCAUCGACCAAUGGCUCUCACAGCUACCAGCAACAGUCUCAAAAUCAGCAGCAGCAGCAGCUCGGGACAGCGACGGUCUACGUGACGGCCAGUCCAACGCCGAGCUUGGGCUCGCAGGAUGGCGAUCAACAACAGCAAGCUGCAGCCGCUCAUUCGGCUCACGUCGUGAAAAUUCGCAUCAGUCCGAGCUGCAACGCAAAGCGAAUCGUCUCGGCGGUCAGACUCAACGAGGAGGAGCCCAGCAGCAUCAUCACCGGAGUCUCGCUGGUUUCGUUGCAAAAAGUCGGAGCGGAUAACGACGAGGUCAUGCACGUGUCGAGCCACGGGCCCGUUCGCAUCAGCGUCAAGAGCACCUACUCGUCGAGCGAGUCGGUGGGCUCGUCCUCGACGGACAUGAACACGAGCAAGGAGACGCUGCCGGGCUGCUUCUGCUGCAGCAGUCCGCCCAACUCGAUGCUCAGCGGUCACUGCUCGCCCUCGGAGACGCUGGACAGCGGCACCUGUUCGGAUCUCGACGGUACGCCGCCACCUCCGUCGCUGCAGCAGCGUCAGCUGUUGAAAAAAACAAGCAGCAGCGACGCCCCGACGAGCAUGAUGAUGCCGACUCUGAGGGGAUCGAGCGGCAGCGCGACGAGUAGCGGCGCCGAGCUCGACAGCGACGACGACGUCGAGUCGAGCAUCAGCUGCGACAGCAUCGAGGUCUCGUCCACGAUAUCGUCCUCGACGACGCUGCAGCAGGCCUACAGCAAUAACAACAACAAAAAGCCCCUCGUGAGCGAGCGCACCUACGAGGAGCGCAGUCGGCCUAUCCCGAUCCGAGGGGCCGGCGCCGAGCCCAGCGAGUCCAAUGGACGCUGCUACCUCUACGAGGACGACCGUCACUACCAAUUCCACGUGAACGAGCGCGAGGAGGUGAGGAAGAUGGAGCAGCAGCUCGCCGCCCAGAAUCUGGCCAACGCCAGCGAGCAAGAGCAAGAGUUCUUCGCCGGGGUGCAGACGGGCCGCGACAAGGAGGCCAUUCGCAGUGCCAAGGGGACGGUGCGCGGCGUCAAGAAUCGCGUCAGAGCCGGCAUCGCCACUUUCCUUCAGACUCCUGCAGCCAAGAAUUAUAAGACGCUGGACGCAGGAAAAGUCGUGCUUUUCACGACGUCGGGCAGCAUAAUCAGGAGCACCUCCAACAGAUGCCAGUCGAUCAAGAAGAUCCUCGACACGCACAUGGCCAAGUACGAGGUGCGAGAUCUGAACUUCAGCUCGGAUAACCAGAAGGAGCUCAAGGAGCGUAUGAGGUGCAAUGCCAUAACUGUGCCACAGCUAUUCAUCGAUGGAGAGUACAUCGGGGAUGCCAACACGGUCGAACGGUUGAACGAGACGGGUGAGCUGCGUCAAAUGCUUAAACCGUACAAGAGCUUGGACGUGUGCAACACUUGCCAGGCGUGCGGUGGCUAUCGGCUGCUGCCCUGUCCGGUCUGCAACGGCAGCAAAAAGUCGGUCCACCGAAACGAUUUCACCGCCGAGUUCGUCGCCCUGAAAUGCAUGAACUGCGACGAGGUUGGCCUCGUGCGCUGCCAGUACUGCUGCUGCUGAGCCUGAGCCUAGUAGAGCCGAGCCAAGAGAGAAAGACCAGCGCAAACCGAUUAUGGUGGUCCAUGUAUAAUGCGCCGAUCGAAUCCCAUGCAGCCAGCUUGCAGCGCCGAACGAAUCGAAAUGGCUCGUAUAUUACGAACGAGAGAGUCUCUCGCAGCAGCAGCGGCGCUCGAGAUCGCAGAGAUGAAAGUGCAGCGGUGCAGCGGUGUAUUCGCAGGUGUACACUACUACUCUCUUUGUAUAUAGCGCGAGCUGGCACAUGUCCGUCGACGCUUCAUCGCUCCGCUAACUCCGAUAGUUUAAUUAUCGACUUUUCCCUACCUACCUAGCCCCCCGCCCUACCUUCCUUUGACAGCUAGCUGUAUGCAGCAGUUGGUGCGCGCCGUUGGCAUCCGCGCGAUUCUCUAUUGUAAUUAUUGUUUUAAAUUUGUUCGGAUCGGCUGAUGCCAUUGGCGUGUGUACCGGACGGACGGACGGACGGACGAUGCGAGAGAUGAUGCGCAGCAGCGAAAACAACCGGCCACCAGUCGAUGCGUAUAUACCUUCGAAUUUGAUUUUAUACUUAUCGACAUCGUGUCGACUGUCGACGAUAAUCUUUUAAUUAAAUUUUGCGUUGCGAAAUUUUGCGACAUACGUACAGUACAGUCGAGGCUGCGCACCGCAUCACCUUUUAACCAAGCCAUUAACCAAGUGUAACAAAAGUUAACUUAUUUUCUUUUCUUUUAUUGUGUCGUAGGACGAUAUCGAUUAUUAUUAACGUAAACUUAUUAACCCUGGAGAUUGAUAAGAUGAAUGUCUGUUGUUGCAAUUUGUAUGCACGUAUAAUAAGAACGACGAUCGUGUCGAAAUGUUUCAUUUUCAUUCGAGGCGUAUCUCAGGUGGUAUUAUAUACAUUGUUGUAGAUUAAAACAAAUUAGUAAGCUACGCGAAACGCAAACGUAACGACGCAGCUUGUGUUAGGAUAGAAUAUAAAAUUAUACACAUAUUGUCGGAAAGGUCUGUGCGGCUGCUGCUGAUGCUGUGCAGGUACUACUGUACGCGCGAGAGCAUAAACGCGCAAAUUCGGUAAACCACCGAGCCUCGAAACCUCAGCCGGUGUUAAAGGAAAAUCUCGACGACGCGACGUUAUAUGCACAAUUGUAAUGAAAUCCAGUAAAUGCAGCCGAGAAACUUCGAGUCAAGACUGUGUGUCUAUGUGUGUGUGUGUGUGUGUGUGUGAGUGUGUGAGUGUGUACGUAUUUGUGUCUGUGUGUACAGUGUGGCGCGAGCGCGUUUACGCGCGAACAUAGCAAUCUGCGCGCCUCUUUCGCUCUCCGGCCGGUUGUACGGAGUCUAUGCAUAUAUCUGCUGCUACGUUGGCUGCUGCUGCUGCUGCUGAUGCUGCUGCGGCGUAAUGUAGUACGACACUCUCGUGUUCCGAAGCGAGAGGAAAAGAGAGAUGUGUAUAUAUAGAGAGAGAGAGAGCGAGAGAGGGAAAAAAAGCCAAGGUGCUAUUUUAGAGUAGUGAUUGUAACACGCACUGGAGCUGAAAAUUGCAGCCCCCAGGUCCCGCAAAAUGCGUUUGCAAAAUUCAAUAUACCUACCUCUUUUUGCGCAGGUUUAUGAAAACGGCAAAAUGGCAGCAGCGUAAAAAAUUUAUUUUAUAAUAAUAAAAAAAAAAUUAACCAUCUAAUCUCGAAAGACAUUUUCAAGCGUAUGCGAACCGCAAGUAGUUCGCAGCGUAUAGCAAUUCGAGACAGCGCGAGUACCUGCCUGCCCGCCGUUUAUACUUUUACUCUUCUUCGUCUUAAUUUUUUUUUCCUUUUUUUAAUGAACAUCCCUCUCUGUACAUUUAUGUUAUUUAUUUUAAAAUUAU